Miscanthus lutarioriparius is the source of this 1326-nucleotide messenger RNA. The record is from the annotation of a GenBank genome assembly. Lineage: Eukaryota; Viridiplantae; Streptophyta; Magnoliopsida; Poales; Poaceae.
AUGACCAAGGACGAGGAGUUCAAGCUGGUCAAGAUCCAGAACCAUGUGCUGAAGGUGAACAUACACUGUGACGGGUGCAAGCACAAGGUCAAGAAGCUUCUUCAGAAGAUCGAAGGCGUGUACUCGGUGGCCAUUGAUGUGGACAACCACAAGGUGUCGGUGACAGGCGAUGUGGACUCGGAGACCUUGAUCAGGAAGCUCACCAGGGGCGGCAAGCAUGCGGAGCUGUGGUCACAGCAGAAGGGCGGCGGCAACCAGGGCCACAAGGGCAACAAUGGCCAGCAGAAGCAGCAGCAGCAGCAGCAGCAGCACCAGCAGAACCACCAGCAGCAUCAACAACAGCAGAAGCAAGGUGCCAAUCCGGGCAAGGAUGGGCACAACAAGAACAAUAACGGCGGCCAGAAGGAGCAGGGAAAGCAAGGAGGGGUUGGGAGCCUCAUGCAGGACCUCAAGGCAUUCAAGAACCAGCACAGCAACAAGCACCAGCUCCCUGAUCUCAGCUCGGAGGAUGAUGACACGUAUGAUGAUGAGGAUGAUGAGUUUGACGACGACUAUGAGGAGGAGCUUCGCUUCCUUGGGGACAAGAUGAGCCAGCUCGGGUUCCACAGCAACAACCACCACCAGAACCAGAACAAGAACGGGAACAAUGCUGCUGUCAACAAUAACCACAACAAUGGCAAUGGCAAGAAAGGUAAUGGUGGCGGAGCCAAUCAUCACCAGAACAACCACCACCAGAACCAGAAGAAUGUAAAUGUGAUCAACAUGGCAGCUGCAAAUGCCAAGAUGGGCGGUGGAGUCCAGAACCAGAAGAAUGUUAAUGCGAUCAACAUGGCAGCGGCGGCGAACGCCAAGAUGGCGGCUAAUGGUGCCCAGAGGAACACUGGUGCCAUGAGUGGCAUGUUGGGCCUGAGCCAUGGCUUGGGAGCCGGCAGUGCUGCUCCUGGCUUCCAAGGUUACACAGGCUUCAACCACCCGUCCUAUGCUGCUGCCGGCCAUGGAGGUCUUCAGCAACAACAUCUACAGCAGCAGCAGAGCAACAACCUCAUGGCGAGCAUGCAGGGGUACCAUCAUCACCCUGCAGCGACGGCCGCGAUGAUGAACAAUUUGAGGAGUCUGAACAGCAACAUGAUGAUGAUGCAUCAGCCCCAGCAGCAGCCGCAGAUGAUGUACCACUCCUCUCCCCAGAUCAGCCCUUACACUGGCUACUACAACCCUUACAAUUACUACUACCAUCCCCAUCCUGGCAGUGCUGGUUACCCAGCCAGCAAUGGGGAUGUGGAGACCAUGUUCAGUGAUGAGAACACCAAGGGCUGUGUUGUCAUGUAG